AUGUCGUCGAACACCGAUUCAGCCCGUCGAACCGCGGAGGCGCGAGCCGCAGUCACAGCAUCUCUCUCCUCCGUUGGAAGCUCCGUAGAUGCCGGACUACGAGCACGCGCCAAAGACCUCCAUGCAAACGAAGCGGCAAUCCUCAAACAAGAGAAGGAGCUUGCGGAGCAAACCGCCGCAUUGAAGAAGGAAGCCGCGCAAUGGCAGAAGCUGGCGGAUACAAGCACAAAGCAGCUCAAUCAGAUUGGCGAUAUCCAGAACUGGGCCGAGAUGAUUGAGCGCGAUUUGCUGGUCGUUGAAGAAACGUUAAGGCUUGCGGAGGGUAAACCCGCGGCGGAAAAUGCCAGCGGAACGAACGGGUGGGCUCGGUGA
Coniosporium apollinis CBS 100218 is the source of this 372-nucleotide messenger RNA. RefSeq lists its product as uncharacterized. The transcript has a single exon. Bases 1 to 372 code for a protein of 123 amino acids. Gene Ontology annotation, cellular component: BLOC-1 complex. NCBI's taxonomy places the organism in Eukaryota, Fungi, Ascomycota, Dothideomycetes. The record is from RefSeq and is a predicted model, not a curated record. Gene Ontology annotation, biological process: endosomal transport.